Messenger RNA from Danaus plexippus (monarch butterfly), 6044 nucleotides. RefSeq names its product fibronectin type-III domain-containing protein 3a-like (gene mtgo). Gene Ontology annotation, molecular function: protein binding. Lineage: Eukaryota; Metazoa; Arthropoda; Insecta; Lepidoptera; Nymphalidae. The record is from RefSeq and is a predicted model, not a curated record. Bases 389 to 3757 code for a protein of 1122 amino acids. The transcript has 8 exons.
GGCCGCCGCUCAGUAUUCUCCGCGGCGUCGUUCUUGACGUUUGUGAUUUGCGGUUCUGACCUCUCUCCGUCAGUGACCGACCUCUGGCACCCGGUCGCUUAUGACAUUCGAAAACCCCGCCCCGAGCAUUUUUCCGAAUUACGAUCCGAUCAGUGAGGAGAGUUCGGCGGCGGUUCCUGGUCGGUGGUCCCACUCGCGUUUAUUUAUGUUGUCGUUUUGGUGUGGUGAAUAUUUGUGCCGUACGGACGAUAACCGGAUUAUCUGUGCGUCCGAGGUGGUGCAAAUUUACACUCAGCGGCAACUUUUCUCCCAAGUUUGACAAGCGAGAAGCAGGUUCGCGAUCGCAACGGAUGCGUCGCGGGCGAGCGAUGCGCUGCUGAACAACGCAAUGGUAGGCGUGGGCGUAGCGGAGGGCGGCGGGGACGGCUACUACGGCGAGUACUACCCCCCUGAGCAGUACUACAUGCCGGAGAUGUGCCCUCACCCUCAGCACCCACAGCAUGCGCAUAUGGCGUGCACUGUUCACGCUGAGUAUGGUGGAAUGCCGGUGGUAACGUCAGCAACAAUGAUGCCGCCUCUUUUACCACCGGUGAUGGACGAGAAUAUGAGACAUUACCUGGUGCCGCAUCCUCAUGCACAGCCGCACCCACACCACGCGGCGCACCACCAGCCGCCGCACCACCAACCACCCCAUCACCAACCGCCCCCUCAUCAUCAACCACCGCAUCAUUUUGGACCAACAAAUGGUGCUGCGGGUCCCCAACACUUUUAUGGAGGUGGCUAUCCGACUCACUUCCAUCAUGUUCCACCCCACCACAUGCAGCACUCACCACCACCUCCGGUAUACCACAAGGAUGAAAGAACUCAGCGGCAAUACUCUAAACUCAAACAAAAGCUGGAACGCAAACACGUUAAUAGGAAUAAUGGAAUAGAAGUAAAUUCUGGUGCGAGCACGCCGUCAUUAUCACCAAGGAAAGAGUCAAAUGGUCGCGGUGGUAGUGGGAGUGGUGGAGCGUCGUCUGGCGCUUGGUCUGAGGGCGAGGGGUCAUCAGCUGGCGCCUCAAUCCAGGGUGAUGAUGAGAAUGAUACACAGGCACUGCUAGAUCUUGUGUCUGCUACCCGAACACCGCAAGUUAGUGACGUGACUCCAACAAGUGCUCUCGUGCAAUGGAAUUCCCCUCUACCAGAAGGUGUCACUCUCCCAAAUGUGGACCUCACUUACGACCUCCUGCUUGGAGACCGGGGACGGUAUAAAGCUAUAUACAGUGGUUCAUCGCUAUCGUGUCGCGUAAGAGACUUGAGACCCGGAUGCGAAUACUCAGUGUGUCUGCAAAUCCGUGCGGGUGAGUUGACGGGUGCGGCGAGUGAAGCGGCCACAUUCCGCGCUCCACCGGCCCCGCCCGAACGACUGCCGGCGGCGCGCGUUACACAGAGAGCACGAACAUCGCUGUUGUUACGCUGGCCCUCCGCCACCGACAACGGAGCGCGAGUCACACACUACCUGCUGGAGAUGGACGCCGGGGAGGGCUUCGUGGAGCUCACCAGGCCCCGCACGAGACAACACACCGUCAAUAAUUUGCAACCUCAGACGCGUUACCGAUUCCGGAUCGCGGCCGUCAACGAGUGCGGCCGCGGGGAAUGGAGUGAAGAGACCGUUGUUUGGACUACGGGGUCUCCGCCGCCUGCUCCCGGCCCACCGACGCUGGUUACCGCCUCGCCGACGUCAUUAACCCUGACGUGGCAACGCCGGGCGGAGGAGGAGUUCGUCCUGCAGAUGGACGAUGUAUCACGAGGACACGGAUUCCUACCCGUUUACAGCGGGUCGGACUGCACUUACGUGUGUGACGGACUCAGGCGAGCGACCGAUUAUAGAUUUCGUUUGAGGAGCGAAACCGUCGACGGUCAAGGACCGUGGUCUGUGGAGGUCACCUACACCACGCCGCCCGAGCGACCCUGUCCGCCGAGCAGACCCACACCCCGCGGGAAGAUACACUCUCGCGCGAUACGGUUGAGGUGGGAUCCUCCCACCGAUAACGGCGGAGCCGCCGUGGACACUUACACUUUAGAAAUUGACGGUGGAGAGGGUUACAGCCUCGCUUAUCAAGGACCCGAACGUGAGGCCCACUGUGAUCGCCUCCUACCAGGAACACAGUACCACGCGCGAGUCAGAUGCUCGAACGUGGCAGGCAUGAGCGACUGGUCAGCUAGCGAGACAGUUACCACAGAGGCGACCUGUCCCAGCGCGUGUCCCGCGCCGGAGACCAGCGGAGCCAGCCGCGCCACGCAAGCCACCGUGCGUUGGAAGGCGCCCGAAUGCACUGGAGGGUCUCCACUUACAGAAUAUCGCCUCGAACUGGCUGAUACUGACGGUCUGGUACGUUUAGUACACGUGGGCCCUGAAUCUGAAUGUGUCGUUCGGGAUUUACUUCCCGGCCGAGAAUACCGAGCGUGGGUGACAGCAUGCAAUAGGGUCGGUGCCGGGCCUCCAUCCCCAGCUUUGAGGUUCACCACACAGCCCGCACCUCCCGACGCGCCCGAACCUCCUGUCGUUCAUAUAGAGAGCCCCCGGACGGCUCUGGUCGAGUGGACCGCUCCCGCUAACAAUGGCGCUCCUAUUAUCGAUUUCCGUCUCGAAAUGAGUGCGAACAACGUAGACUGCGCCUUCGCCGAGGUAUAUCGCGGACUGGACACCGUCUGUUCGAUAGGGAAACUGACUCCUUUCACGCCCUACUUCUUUAGGGUGAGAGCUACGAAUUCGGCCGGAAGAGGCCCGCGCUCGGCGGCCAGCACCGCUCUCACUCCUCGUGCUGUUCCCGCGGCGCCCACGGGGCUUCGACACGAAGGAACCUGUGAUUCUCUGAAACUACACUGGCGAGUACCGGCAAAUCACGGAGCGGACAUUCUUAAAUAUCGCGUGGAAGUAGACGACACCGCCUUCGAUACAGAUGGACCCACUCCAGAGAGGCUCGUGGAGGGACUCGAGCCAGACACCGUGUAUCGAGUGAGAGUGGCGGCGGUCAACGAACUUGGACCCGGAGAUUGGUCGGAAGAGGCGCUCGCCUCUACCCGACCGCGACCACCAGCGCCGCCCGUAGUGAAGUUCGCUCAGGCCGCGCACAAUCACCUCCGACUGGAGUGGGCCGGUCGGGAGGGGACACAGUACUGCGUGGAGAUGCGCGCGCCUGACGCCCGGGAGUUCCGUCCGGUGUACCGCGGUUACGCACAUUCCUGUAAGGUGAAGAAGUUGCGCGAAGCGACGACCUACACGUUCCGGAUACGAGCCAGCGACGAGCGGGGCGGGCGCGGCGUGUGGUCGUCGCCGCUGACCGCUCGCACUGCGUCCGCGCCCCCCGCCGAGCCCUCCGCACCCACCGUCACGCUGGUGACACCGCGGGCCGCGCUCGUCGCUUGGGACCCGGUCGACGACGCCGACUACGUGCUGCAGAGCGCGCGCGGCAAGGACGCUGUCUUUAAAGAGGUUUACACAGGCGACGCGUCGCAGUUCCAAAUGGAGGAGUUGGAGUACGGCGUGGAGUACCAGGUGCGGGUGUGCGCGACCCGCGGCGGGCUGUCCAGCUCGUGGUCGCCGUGCUCUAAGGUGGUGGUGCCACCGCCGGUGUCGGGUCGGCCGCGUCGUGUUCGUCCGUCCCGGCCGCUGUCCGCGAGUCACGCGGCGCUGAUGAUGGCGGCCGGCUUCUUGCUGGUGGCGGUCUUGGUGGCUGUCUUCCUUCAGAGCCUGGUGGAGCCUCGCCCGUGACGCGCGCUGGCGGCGGCCCGCCCUCGCGCGCUGUCCCGCCUGUAGUGCGCCUCGACCCUGUUUCCUGUAGUCGUGCGUCGAACCUGUCUCUCCCGUGUCCGAGGCCGUAUUCUACCGAGCUUAUCGUCUUCCGGGGAUCGCGUCCGCGACCCGGAUUCCCGUCUGUCAGUAUGACCGUUUUGUAUACCCUCUGCUUUCGUUGUGAUCCACAUAGGAUGUGAGGUACGUAAUAUAUUUAUAUGUAUAUAGUAGAUAAUAUGAUUCGGAAACGAUCGCCAGCCGCCGUUAUGUGAUGACGGACGGCAUUCUAUAACCGGUGUCUAUAUUGAUAAUGUUUCUCAUCGUUCUUGUAACGUAACGGACGGCUACCUUGCGGCCUAUUUAAUUUUCGAUUAUUUUAUUUAAUAUAUUUUUUAAACAUUUAAUAUAAUGAUAGCUGCCAUUCUGAGAGGAAAAUGUGUUUUAGGAAGUGUUACAAACUUGUGAAUAAACGUGUAAUGUAAAUCUUCUGAGAUCUUCUAGUCUGUUCUGUUGACUUUCAUUUCUUUAAUUGAAUUAAUGAAUAUAAUGUGAUUUAAUGAUCAGUGAACUACAUCACCUUAACCAUACCAAGUGUACUUCCUAUACAUUCUAGCGAUUCUUAUUUUCGUAUGCUUUUAUGCAUUUUGUAAAUCUAUUUUAAAAUAUAAAUUAAACGUUCUGUUGCAUGUUUUUUGUCAUAUUUAAGUAUAGCAAGUUAGCAAUCAAGGUGCUCUAAUAUUAAUAUUCAGUUGAGAGGGACAUGGCCCCUCGCUCUGCAACGAGUUUCCAGUGUGUGUGCUGUGAUCACUUCCUUAUGCGAAUGAGACUGAUUUUAAAAUUUAAUGAUUUUAUUAAACGCUGUCUAUGAUUGAUUUUUAAAGCUGUUUUGACAAUUUUGUAAGAUAUCAUCAUGAACCUAUACGUAGAGGGAUGCCAGAUGUCGCCCUCAGACGACGCCAUUUUGUAUACUCCUAGUGCUGUCAUUUGAUGUAUGGUGUACCUUCCGGUUUUAUUAAAUGUAGUGAUUUAAUUCGUUUUUAUUAUAAUAGAACAUGACUUUUAAUUGAUGACAUAACGUAAUAUGUAAUGAAUUGUUUAUAAAUUAAGAGAUUAUAAAUUUAUUGAGAUUGUUACCACCCCAUGUAUCGAUAAGGAACCGUGUUCCAAAAAUAAAAAUAAAAAAAAAUAUAUAGUAACAUCCCAAAUCGGUGUUUGUUAUUUUAAUUAAUCAAUAUAUUAGGGAAAUUUUUAACUGAUAACUUUCUAAUUAUAUUUUAUACAUAAAUUAAUUUCCUAUAGAUAAUAGAAGUAUCUUUUUUCAUUGUAUUACAUACGAAUUAUAGUAAAGUGCAUAUGGGAUUAUAUUGAUGUCUAAGUGUCAUUAUUCACUAUAAAUGUUGUGAAAUGAUGUCAUAUAUAAUUGUAAUUUAAUUGAAUGUUAUUAUUACAUAGGCCCUAACGCAUUCAAUGUUGCCAGCUCGAACCGUCGAUGUAAUUCAUGUGUUGACAUUGACAUAUGUCUUACGUAGCACGAAUUUAAGCUUAAAUGUCGUAAUUAGUAAUAAUAUUCUGUGAUCAUCUUGUCCUCUUCCUUUCUAUGAAUAUAUAAUAUAUAGAAGUUGUCUGAAACAUUCCUAGUUUUUGUUUACCGUCUCCCGGCAUUAUGGCUGAUGUAUUAAUUUGUGCCAAUGUGAAUAUUUAUCACUGUAAGCACAGCUUACUCUAUGAUAUACUAAAUGAAUGGUUAAUUUUCGAAAAAUUUUAUAAUAAUAUUGUGCAAUUUGUCAAUUUAUUUAUUUUAUCUCUUAAUAUAAUAUUUAGUGGUUUUUUUUAGAUAUAUAAUUAUAUUCUAUAUAAACGAUAGCUCGAUGUUAAUUGAAGGAAUCGAUGUUCCUAUGUCGUAUGGUGAACCAAUCGAAACAAUUGUACUACAGACUUGCAUUCCAACUAUGUAUUCCACUUUGUAAAUAGGCCUAAUGAACGCUAUGAAUUGAUGUACAUGUCGCUUUAAUGUGGGAAUGUAAAUAGACGCAGUGUUCAUAAGCUCCAAGGGGCUGGCACUAAACUGUAUGCCGAUAACACUGUGUUGACACUAAACACAUUUUUUUUUUUAAUUAAUACAUAUUAAUGGAGAUAGCAUCUCAUAUUGUAUUUGUUUGAACUAGUAACUUAUAACGAAAUGUAUAUGUUUAUAAUAUAAUAUUUGAUGAUGUUAUGUAUACAAUUUAUUAAACAUGGAUAUAUCAAUAAAAUUAUAUUUUGUGUA